GUUCACCCUGGCGCCCUCCCUGAAAACGGGGCGGUCCGGGAGUCAGGCCCCGGCGGCGGGCUCAGUGGGCGGCAGGUUCGCGCGUGGUUUUCUCUUUUCAAGGAGCGCGAAACGGCGAGACGCGGACGGAGGAAUUGGAAGCCUUUUCCCAAAACUUUGCGGCCAUUUCCGUAUCUGAGACUGUAAGCUCAGUUCCUGAAAAGGUUACUCAGACUUUAUUAGAGAAGCGUUGUGCUUCCAGGUAGAAACGAAACUCUUCAUAAAUAAAAGUCUAUUUCAUAUUAGUGUGGGAUAGUGUGAUGUUCUCAAAACAUCAUUCUGUGACUUUUUUCCGAGAUACUUGACCCCUUAUUAAAACGAGGGUUGUAAACAGCCCUGGAAACAGGACGUUUCUUUAGUGAACUUAGUAGAAUGGCUCAACUAGCACGGCCGGGACACUGGCGCCGACGGAGACACCUUGUGGUCGCACAAGGCUGUCCUGUGCCGGCCGUCUUCCUGCUCCUUGUCCUCUGGGGGACCUGGUGUUUCAGGUGUCCCGGCCAGUGAACCUAAGUAGACCAGGUGUCUGUCCGCACACCACUGUCGUGCAGCAUCUCAUGCAAGGCUGGCAUGUGCUGGGCUCGGCCAGGAUCCAGCCUGCAGGACGGGGUACCUUAUCGAAGGUUGGAGCCACCUGUAACCACGAAACGUAAAUGUCUGUUUGGGACGUUUGGGAGUUUUUGAAAAUAUAGGUCAAGGUUUCCAGUAAACUCUUAGGACUUAAUUCUAUUCCAUAGUAUGUUGGGGAAGACAUUGCUGGCAUUGUCUUGAAAAAGGUGAGCUAACCGAAUUCUUACAUAAUAAUCCAUUUGCCUAGGAUAGCAAAUUGCAAACUCUUUAUAUAUGGAGUUGUGGUUUCAGCUUUUUGAGGACUUAUUUUAACUUUUAUUAUUGAGUAUCUCAAUUUUUUAGCUAAAGAGAAAUAUUUUUAAGCAGAUUGACUUAAAAAUCCUUAAAAUGUUUACAAGCAAGUCAAAAAAUAAGGAUACUUUGACUGUUGAACUCUAGAGGUAUUGAAUAUGAAAUGUUGCAGUUGUAAUACUACUUAAUUGUAGUUGAUUAGUAGUUUUUUUUAGUAGUUAUUUCAAUGUAAAAUUUCUGAGAGUAGCUUUAGACUAUUCUCCAGGUCCUACCUGGCUGAUGGUCUUAAUAAGAAUAUACAGAUCUCUUUAGUUGAAUGCUUACUUUAUAAGGACUGAAAAACAGUAUUUUGUACAUUUUACUGAGUGGGGAAGAAUGUGAGUAAAUUCCUAACAGCUGGAGACGUUUGAGAUAUUUGAAUAAUUACCAUUAUAAUCAUAAUAUUAACUAACAUUUAUUGAACAUUUAAGCUGAGGCUAAGGGAGCUCAGCUGCUGACCAAAAGAUCAACAGUUCGAAUUCACCAACCACUCCUUUAAAACCCUAUGGGGCAGUUCUACUCUGUCCUAUAAGGUCCCUGUGAGUCAGAAUCGACUUGAUGGCAGUGGGUUUGGUUCAUUAUUUCCUAGGCAUUGCUCUAUGUGCUUUCCAUGCGUUAACUCAUUUAAUCCUUGCGUUAACCACAUGAAAUGGGCACUGUUACCAUCUUGACUUUACAGAUAAGGAGAGGCCCCUAAAGGAUGAGCACUCAAGCUCUACAGAGGGGCAGCAUCCGGUGAUUCCAUGCGUGAUCACUACCCCAUACUGCAUCUUUGUUUUCCUUUGUAGGGUUCCUUUCAUUUUAGUAUGUAGCAAGAGGCCUGUGGUAUGUUAACAAAAUUGUAUUCGUAUUAGAAAGUUACAGUAAUUUGAUUUUUUAAAAAAUCUGUGUUUUUAGAUCUUGUUAAGUGCCUUCUAGCUGGCUCUGACUCAUAGUGGCCUUGUGUGCAACAGAACGAAACACUGCCUGGUUCUGUGCCAUCCUCACAAUCAUUGUUAUGCUUGAGGCCAUUGUUACAGCCACAGUGUCAAUCCAUCUCCUUGAAAGUCUUCCCCUUUUUUAUUGACAGUCUACUUUUCCAAGCAUGAUGUCCUUCUCCAGGGACUGAUCUCUUCUGAAUAACUUGUCCAAAGUAUGUGAGACGAAGUCUUGCCAUCCUUGCUUCCAAGAAGCAUUCUGGCGGUACUUCUUCCAAGAUAGGUUUGUUUGUUCUUUUGGCAGUUCAUGAUAUAUUCAAUAUUCUUUGCCAACACCAUGAUUCAAAGGCAUCAAUUCCUCUUUGGUCUUCCUUAUUUGUUAUCCAGCUUUCACGUGCAUAUGAGGCGAUUGGAAACACCAUGGCUUACCCCUUGACUAGUAUGUGAAUAAAUCAAUUUCCUAAUGUCUAAUUCCUCAUUUCAUUUCCUUAAUGGAAAUGUUGAACUUAAACAGUUAAAAACCAGUUACCCUGGAGUUGGUUGCCACUCAUCGUGACUCCAUGCAUGCCAGAAGAGAACUGUGCCCCACAGGGUUUUCAGUGACUGAUUUUUUGGAAGUAAAUCACCAGGCCUUUCUUCUGAGGCAGCUCUGGGUGAAUUCAAAUCUCCAGCCUUUCAGUUAUCAGCAGAACAGGUUAACUGUUUACACCACCUUUGAUAUUCUUGUCACAUAAAGGAUUGCAUUAAAAGUUUUUAAAUCUCUCCUUUUUGGGGGAUGUGAGUAUGGCUGUACAGAUUGAUGACUUUUUAGGGUAUAUUUUUGCUAAAUUUUUGAAUGUAAAAAAAAUAUUUCACAGGAUUGGUAAUCCGAUUUUAGUCUUAGUAUGUACCCUUUUCACGGGGGUAUACAAGUACUUAAAGUAGUCAGUUAGAUGAGUUCUGUAAGCUUAUUGUGGUGUUGACAAAGAAUAUUGAAUAUACCAUGGACUGCCAGAAGAACAAACAAAUUCGUUUUGGAAGAAAUACAGCCAGGAUGCUCCUUAGAAGCAAGGAUGGAUGAUAAUGAAGAUAAUUCAAAUGAUGGGACCCAACCACCCAAAAGGAGGCGGAUGGGCUCAGGAGAUAGCUCUAGGAGUUGUGAGACUUCAAGUCAAGAUCUUGGCUUUAGCUACUAUCCAGCAGAGAAUCUGAUAGAGUACAAGUGGCCCCCUGACGAGACGGGAGAGUACUAUAUGCUUCAAGAACAAGUCAGCGAGUACUUGGGUGUGACCUCCUUCAAGCGAAAGUACCCAGAUUUAGAGCGACGAGAUUUGUCUCACAAGGAGAAACUCUACCUUAGAGAGUUGAAUGUCAUUACAGAAACGCAGUGUACUCUAGGUCUAACGGCGUUGCGCAGCGACGAAGUGAUUGACUUGAUGAUAAAAGAGUACCCAGCCAAGCACGCCGAAUACUCCGUCAUCCUGCAAGAGAAGGAGCGUCAGCGGAUCACAGACCACUACAAGGAGUAUUCGCAAAUGCAGCAACAGAAUACUCAGAAGGUUGAAGCCAGCAAAGUGCCUGAGUACAUAAAGAAAGCUGCUAGAAAGGCUGCUGAAUUCAACAGCAACCUAAACCGGGAGCGCAUGGAAGAGAGAAGAGCCUACUUUGACUUGCAGACACACGUUAUCCAGGUGCCUCAAGGGAAGUACAAGGUGUUACCUACAGAGCGGACGAAGGUUAGCUCUUACCCUGUGGCUCUCAUCCCGGGACAGUUCCAAGAGUAUUACAAAAGCACAGGGAACCUGAAGACGGUUCUCUUGCACUGCAGGUACUCACCUGAUGAGCUGCGGUAUUUGCCGUUGAACACAGCGCUGUACGAGCCCCCCCUGGACCCCGAGCUCCCUGCCCUGGACAGUGAUGGUGACUCGGAUGACGCUGAGGAUGGGCGUGGUGACGAGAAACGCAAGAGCAAAGGCGCUUCGGACACCUCCUCUGGGGACGCGUCUGAUGGCGAGAGCCCUCCGCAUCCGCCAGGCCCGGAGGACUCCCCGCAGGGAAGAUCCAAGUCUAAAGACAAAGCUGCUACGCCAAGGAAAGAUGGUUCCAAACGUUCUGUACUGUCCAAAUCCGUUCCUGGGUACAAGCCAAAGGCCAUUCCAAAUGCCCUAUGUGGAAUUUGUCUGAAGGGUAAGGAGUCCAACAAGAAAGGAAAGGCCGAAUCACUUAUACACUGCUCCCAAUGUGACAACAGCGGCCAUCCUUCUUGCCUGGACAUGACCGUGGAGCUUGUUUCUAUGAUUAAGACGUACCCUUGGCAGUGUAUGGAGUGUAAAACAUGCAUUGUAUGUGGACAGCCCCACCACGAAGACGAAAUGAUGUUCUGUGAUGUGUGUGACCGAGGUUACCAUACUUUCUGUGUGGGCCUUGGUGCUAUUCCGUCAGGUCGCUGGAUUUGUGAUUGUUGUCAGCGAGCUCCCCCAACGCCCAGGAAAGUGGGCAGAAGGGGGAAAAACAGCAAAGAGGGAUAAAAUGAUUUUUUGACCCCAACAUUGUAAUAUGCAUUUAAGUGAAAUACUUGGUGCCAAUUUAUUUACAACAUUCUCAUUUUUAUGCUAAUAAAACAUUUUUUGGAAUUAACUGUGCUUAAA
Messenger RNA from Loxodonta africana (African savanna elephant), 4483 nucleotides. It is a transcript of the gene PHF10, whose product is annotated as PHD finger protein 10. The transcript has 12 exons. The record is from RefSeq and is a predicted model, not a curated record. Gene Ontology annotation, cellular component: npBAF complex. Bases 2909 to 4363 code for a protein of 484 amino acids. Lineage: Eukaryota; Metazoa; Chordata; Mammalia; Proboscidea; Elephantidae.